AUGUACUCUUCGUCCAGCGCCCACAUCUGCGCCAAGGGCCUCCCGCGGCUGCCCGCGCGCCGCGCGGCGCCGCUCACCGCGUCCAGCCGCGCUGCUGUGGCGCCCCUCCGCACUGCCCGGGCGACCCGCGCCGCGACCGGCCCGCGGCCGCGCGCCGGGACCUGCGUCGCCUCCGCCGUGGCCUACCCCGGCGAGGAGGAGAGCAAGGAGGAGGACGCGGUGGCGGGGGCGCUCCGGGUGCCAACAACGGGGAUGGCUGCCCUGGGCAGCAGUGGGGGUGCGGUGCUCGAGCGCACGAAGUUCGAGCAGAAGCAGGAGGUGCGCCAGUCGUCGCCAAAGAUCGACGAGGGCGGCGGUGGCGGCAACAAGGGCGGCGGAAAGGACCUGGGAGGUGGCGGCGGUGACGGUGACGAUGGGGACGACGACGACUACGGCGAGGAGGGCGACGGCGACGGCGAGGGCGAGAACGGCUGGUGGCGCAACCCGCUCGGGGAGACGUUCGACCCGCGCGCACUCCAGUCGGUGCUUUCCGAGUUCGGGCGCACCGCCGCAGACCUGCCCAUCAUCCUCCGCCAGGGCGUCGAGCUCGGCCUCUUCUCCGCCUCCAUGAUCUUCCGGUUCUUCUCCGCGGACGUCCGCCCCUCGGUCGCUCGCGCCGUCUACGAGCGCCUGCCCCCCGCGCAGGCCAAGGGCAUCAUCGGGCGCCUCAUGGCGGACCCGGGCUUCCUCCAGAAGAUGGCCCUCGACACCGCGCUCGCGUGCGGCAUCAACGUCGCGUGGGAGUGGCAGCAGCGCGGCCCGCGCGCGGCGGACGAGGUGGACCAGAUUGCCAUCUCCACCGCGUGCCUCGCGGCCGCGAACGCGGCGCUGAUCUACCGCCUGGCGCCCAUGCGCGCGCACGGCAGCACGGGCCGCCCGCUCCCGUGGCAGCAGCUCGUGAACGGCGUGCCUAACAACGUGUUCGAGGCGUCGUCCAAGGCGAUGAGCUUCACGCACGCUGGGCGCGCGGGGUCGCUCCUGAUGAAGACGGGCGAGCUGUCGCUGAUCGGCGCGAUCGCGGGCGCGUCGACGUCGGCGCUGCAGCAGGCCGCGGUGGCGCUGCGGCGGAAGUACGGGCCCGACGCGAACUACUCGCCGUCGAUGCCGAUCCCGGGCGUGCAGGCGGCGGCCGUGGGGACGGGCGCGUUCAUGGGGAUCUCGAGCAAUCUGCGGUACCAGGCGCUCUUCGGGUUCGACCGGCUGAUGUUCGACCGCGCGAAGACGCUCGGGCCCGCGCUGCUGUCGACGGGGGUGUUGCGGGGGGUGUCUUGCUGGGCGGGGCAGGCGAGCAGGAACUGGUGCCUCGGGCUGCCGCACGAGCUCCCAGCGAAGUACCGCGUCCGCAACGGGAAGGUGUACGCGCACGUGGGGGGGUACAAGUACAAGUUGUUCCGGGGGGGUCCGAAGGCGGCCGCCCGGGGGAGUGGGCGCGUGGUGCGGCGGAGGAUGGUGCGGCGGACCAGCAGCGGGUCGGGGCCGCGGGCGACCGAGCCGCAAACCGUGGCGUAG
Molecule: messenger RNA, 1548 nt
Organism: Pedinophyceae sp. YPF-701
Lineage: Eukaryota; Viridiplantae; Chlorophyta; Pedinophyceae
Source: the annotation of a GenBank genome assembly